Ostertagia ostertagi is the source of this 702-nucleotide messenger RNA. Lineage: Eukaryota; Metazoa; Nematoda; Chromadorea; Rhabditida; Trichostrongylidae. The record is from the annotation of a GenBank genome assembly.
AGAGAGCAGAGGACAACUCCUCCGCCACCAAGGAGAUCAAGCAGCACAGAGCAAACUCCUCAGCGACCUCCGCAAGACAGACCAUCCAGUACCAGACCAACGCCUACGCCAGAUCGUCCACCAAGUCGAGGAACAAGCGGGGCACGAACGCCAACGCCAAUGCGGAGAUGCCAAUGCCCUUACCAUUCUUCGAGUACACAGAAGAAAUCGCCCAGCUACGACGUCGCUUCUGUUUACGUGAAUCCCGAAUUGAGGAACGAAGGAGAACCUCCAGAAUCGGCUGCGGCACCUCCUCAUUCACGUAAACAUAGAGGUAGACAUGGAGGCCAUCACAGAGAUCAUCGCAAAAACCGUAGGACUUCAUCUAGUGUUUCUGAUGACACGCGAACUCCGAAGGAGGACAGCCGAAAAGACGACUUGACGAAAGGGACUUCCGGAAACCACGAAAGGAGAAAGAGCGACUGGAUGAAAGGGACUUCCGAAAACCGACUCCACGAAGGGAGCAACAAGAAGACUACUACUCAGUUCCGGAACCGCCACCAGGCAGGGCAACACAUAUUCUUGUAUCUCAUGGAGAGACUGCCAACGAAAUGUUCCCGCAGUGGGUUAGGCUCUCGUGCCAGAAAUGGUAAAUAUCAUCCAUAUGAUCUCAACCUGCCAGCAACCCUUCCCAAACACCUAUGGACUGAUUACAAAUUAUGA